Olea europaea var. sylvestris is the source of this 534-nucleotide messenger RNA. RefSeq lists its product as uncharacterized. The record is from RefSeq and is a predicted model, not a curated record. NCBI's taxonomy places the organism in Eukaryota, Viridiplantae, Streptophyta, Magnoliopsida, Lamiales, Oleaceae. The transcript is spliced from 3 exons. The coding region runs from base 1 to 534 and encodes 177 amino acids.
AUGUCAACAGGUAAAUCUAGGAUUAAAAUCGAGUCAUACAGCAAAUUAUGGAAUGGAGUCUUGCCAUCGGAGGAUCUGAACCACACAAUCUGGGCAGAGUGCCGAGCGGAUGAAGGCAAAAAGCACGUAGAGAAAGUGGAGAUACCCACACACAAUGUGGACAUAGUAAAAUACGUUGAAAGAAAACUUAUUGACAAGGGCUUUCAAAGGCAAAAGCGCUACCUAGCGGAUUGGCUGCCACUAAAGCAUGAUCCCAAGAAAGGGCAUGGAGGAAAGUACACUUGGGAAGGUCCGGAGAAGGAGGUGGAGCUAGAUGCGCCACCGCCUGCUAUAGAUGAGAAGGAUCUGAACUAUGUGGAAGAAGAAGAAGAUAGGGCCGAGGGUAAGGAUGAGCAAAAUUUGGUAGUUGGCAAAGUUAAGGUGGCUAAGGUGGCGGAAGAAGGAGUGGCGAGGGUUGAGGUUGAGCCUCAUUUGAAGGUAGAGGUGGAGGUGGCGAUGGCGGUGGCAGUGGUUGGUGUGGAAUUUGGGAUUUGA